Molecule: messenger RNA, 1595 nt
Organism: Fragaria vesca subsp. vesca
Lineage: Eukaryota; Viridiplantae; Streptophyta; Magnoliopsida; Rosales; Rosaceae
Product: pyruvate dehydrogenase E1 component subunit beta-like
Exons: 4
Coding region: 117-1334 (405 amino acids)
Biological process (GO): pyruvate decarboxylation to acetyl-CoA
Molecular function (GO): pyruvate dehydrogenase (acetyl-transferring) activity
Source: RefSeq, a predicted model, not a curated record
AUUUCUCAAUCUCUCCGCCCAAAUUCAUCUAUAAACUUCCGGCCCCUCUUUCUCUUCUCGCUCCACUGAAGAAGGCUCCUGAUUUCAAUUUUUCCUUAUUCGAAAUUUGAGAUCAAAUGGCCGCCGUCUUCGGAGCCACCUCCGCCGCUAUUUCCAUCUCCUCCUCCAACUCCUCCCGGAAGCUCCACCUCCCUUCCCGUAGAUCCCUCCCAGGGAGAAAAGCCAGCUUUGUUGUGGUUAGAUCUGACGCCGGAGUUAACCCGGGCCACAAUGCCAGGGCCCGCCGCGCUGAUCAGCUGAUCACUAAUGCUGUUGCUACCAAAGCAGAUGGUGCUGCAGCUUCCGCGCCGUCGAAACCUGGGCAUGAACUUCUUCUUUUUGAAGCCUUACGAGAAGGAUUAGAAGAAGAGAUGGCUAGGGAUCCCACUGUAUGUGUAAUGGGUGAAGAUGUGGGUCACUAUGGAGGAUCGUACAAGGUGACCAAAGGCCUUGCUGAAAAGUAUGGGGAUCUCAGGGUUCUUGAUACUCCAAUUGCUGAGAACUCCUUCACAGGGAUGGGUAUUGGAGCUGCCAUGACUGGUCUGAGACCAAUUAUUGAGGGUAUGAACAUGGGUUUUCUCCUUCUUGCCUUUAACCAGAUCUCCAACAACUGUGGUAUGCUCCACUACACUUCUGGAGGUCAAUUCAAGAUACCAGUAGUCAUUCGUGGACCUGGUGGAGUGGGUAGACAACUUGGGGCUGAGCACUCACAACGUCUCGAGUCGUACUUUCAGUCAAUCCCUGGAAUCCAAAUGGUAGCAUGCUCAACCCCUUACAAUGCUAAAGGUCUGAUGAAAGCUGCCAUUCGAAGUGAUAACCCUGUGAUCCUUUUCGAGCACGUGUUGCUAUACAACCUGAAGGAGAGAAUCCCUGAUGAGGAAUAUGUGUGUUCUCUUGAGGAAGCUGAGAUGGUUAGGCCUGGGGAGCAUGUCACUAUAUUAACAUAUUCUAGGAUGAGGUAUCAUGUGAUGCAGGCUGCUAAAACUUUGGUGAACAAGGGGUACGACCCAGAAGUUAUUGAUAUUAGGUCAUUGAAACCAUUUGAUCUUUACACCAUUGGGAACUCAGUGAAGAAAACACAUAGGGUCCUGAUUGUGGAGGAGUGCAUGCGGACAGGUGGAAUUGGUGCUAGUUUGACAGCAGCCAUCACCGAGAACUUCCAUGAUUAUUUAGACGCUCCAAUUGUAUGCCUGUCGUCCCAGGACGUGCCAACACCAUAUGCUGCAACAUUAGAGGAAGUGACUGUUGUUCAACCAGCUCAAAUUGUGACAGCAGUUGAGGAGCUCUGCCAGUAGUUCCAGCAGCAUGGAGUCUAAGCAGCUUUUGUAGCUUUAUUUCAUCAUGUCCAUCUAUUUUCACAUUUGGCUAGUGUUUUUGUUUUUUUGUUGCGUUAUAAAAACUUGUAACUGUUAAAAGUGAUCCAAGGUUCUUUGUUUAUCUUUCACCAUAAGGUAUGUAAGAUCAAGUGUUUGAAUUGUGUAAUAGCCCUCUUCUAUGGCAUAUUAAUUGAGUUCUGCGAUGCAGAUUAUAUUGAUUAUCAAUGAUCUAUUAUUAAU